Molecule: messenger RNA, 979 nt
Organism: Ceratina calcarata
Lineage: Eukaryota; Metazoa; Arthropoda; Insecta; Hymenoptera; Apidae
Gene: RpLP0-like
Product: ribosomal protein LP0-like
Exons: 4
Coding region: 110-835 (241 amino acids)
Biological process (GO): ribosomal large subunit biogenesis; nuclear-transcribed mRNA catabolic process; ribosomal large subunit assembly
Cellular component (GO): nucleolus; preribosome, large subunit precursor
Molecular function (GO): RNA binding
Source: RefSeq, a predicted model, not a curated record
UCAAUCAAAUAUUACUGCGCCAUAUUGUCGUAUUAUGUGCACAACCUCUGCCAGUAUAUACUACUGCCUCAUUGAUUAUACGUGAUCUCCGAAUCGUUGUUGGAACAAAAUGCCAAAGUCGAAAAGGGAUAAGAAAAUAUCUCUUACGAAGACAAGUAAGAAAGGGCUUGCAUUGAAACAACAGAUCGUGGAAGAUGUUAGGAGUUGCGUCGAGAAAUACAAACGGAUAUUCCUUCUAUCGGUGCAUAAUAUGCGUAACAAUAAACUUAAAGAUUUGCGAGCCGAAUGGAAAGACAGUCGGUUUUUCUUUGGGAAAAACAAAGUGAUAGCGUUCGCGUUUGGCACAUCGCCGGAGAACGAAAUCGCAGAGGGUCUUCAUAAAUUAUCUGCAAUAUUAAGGGGACAGUGUGGUUUACUCUUCACGAACAGAAGUAAAAAGGAGGUUUUAAAAUGGCUCGAGGAAUAUGAAGAAAUAGACUAUGCUAGAUCUGGAUUUGUCCCUGAAGAGACUGUAACUUUACCUGAAGGACCGAUGCCGGAAUUCUCGCACAGCAUUGAACCACACUUAAGGCAAUUAGAAAUGCCUACAUCGUUGCAGAGAGGGGUGGUAACUUUGAUCAAAGAAUAUACUGUGUGCAAAGCAGGACAACCAUUGACUCCGGCACAAGCAAGGAUUUUGAAAUUGUUAGAGAGACCAUUGGCAGUGUUUAAGCUGGUACCUUUAGGCAUAUAUACUAAAAAGAAUGGUUACAAACAACUUGCAUCUAACGACGACACGAAGGAGAAUGUAGAGGAGAUGGAAGCAGAAGAAACAGAAGAAACUGAUAAUACAUAAAAUACCAUCUGUCAUAUAAUGGUAGAGCAAUUAUGAAUAUUGUAUAACUUUAAAUACCUGUUUAUAUCUAUAUGUAUCCUACAUAUACAUAUACAUUAUGUACAAAGUUGAAUUUUUAUAUGUAAAUCGUAUUGAAAAGAGAAA